AUGACACGAUCCAAGACCUUCCAGGCUUACCUGCCCAGCUGCCAUCGUACCUACAGCUGCAUCCACUGCAGAGCGCACCUGGCUAACCAUGACGAGCUCAUCUCCAAGUCUUUUCAAGGAAGUCAAGGCAGAGCUUAUCUGUUCAACUCAGUAGUGAAUGUGGGCUGUGGGCCAGCGGAAGAGAGGGUUCUGCUAACAGGUUUACACGCCGUAGCAGAUAUCUACUGUGAAAACUGCAAGACCACUCUUGGCUGGAAAUAUGAGCAUGCCUUUGAGAGCAGUCAGAAGUACAAGGAGGGAAAGUUUAUCAUUGAGCUGGCCCACAUGAUAAAGGACAACGGUUGGGACUGA
This is a messenger RNA of Chanos chanos (milkfish), 351 nucleotides long. RefSeq names its product yippee-like 2b (gene ypel2b). Lineage: Eukaryota; Metazoa; Chordata; Actinopteri; Gonorynchiformes; Chanidae. The transcript has 4 exons. The record is from RefSeq and is a predicted model, not a curated record. Bases 1 to 351 code for a protein of 116 amino acids.